Messenger RNA from Eremomyces bilateralis CBS 781.70, 2652 nucleotides. RefSeq names its product alpha-glucosidase. Gene Ontology annotation, molecular function: hydrolase activity, hydrolyzing O-glycosyl compounds; carbohydrate binding. The record is from RefSeq and is a predicted model, not a curated record. The transcript is spliced from 4 exons. NCBI's taxonomy places the organism in Eukaryota, Fungi, Ascomycota, Dothideomycetes, Eremomycetales, Eremomycetaceae. Bases 1 to 2652 code for a protein of 883 amino acids. Gene Ontology annotation, biological process: carbohydrate metabolic process.
AUGCGCACUUGGAUCGUCCAUUUGAUAUUGGCGUCAGCCACAGCCGCCGCAAGCGUCGAUUCAUGCCCUGGAUAUGCAGCCUCAAACGUCAAGAAGGGGCACGGUGGCUUAACUGCGGAUUUGACCCUUGCUGGGACGGCCUGCGAUGCAUAUGGUUACGACAUCAAGAAUUUGAAGCUGGAAGUGGAAUAUCAGUCUGCAUCUCGACUGCAUGUUAAGAUUUACGAUGCCGAGGAGAAUGUGUACCAGGUGCCCGAAAGCGUACUGCCACUGCCGUCACCGGCCAAUGUCCAAGGCGCGGGAUCAGAUUUGGUUUUUGACUAUGAGGAAAAGCCUUUCUCAUUUUCCGUAUCUCGAAAAGGUUCGAAAGAGAAGCUGUUCGAUACGAAAGGGUCAAACAUUAUUUUCGAGUCGCAGUACCUUCGAUUGAGGACCAGCUUACCGGAAUCACCGAAUCUUUAUGGGCUGGGGGAAACUACGGAUCCUUUCCAGUUGAACACUUCGGACUAUACGACGACGAUGUGGGCUCGAGAUGCAUACGGUGUCCCUACCGGGACAAAUCUGUACGGUGUCCAUCCGGUGUACUACGAACACAGAGCGGAAUCUGGGACCCAUGCAGUGUUCCUGCGCAAUUCCAAUGGUAUGGAUAUCAAGAUCAACUCAACCUCGGAGUUGGGACAGUAUUUGGAGUACAAUACUCUAGGGGGAGUGUUCGACUUCUACUUCCUUGCAGGUCCAUCUCCCGUCGAGGCGUCUCAGCAAUACGCCGACCUCGUCGGACAUGCGGCCAUGAUGCCAUACUUUGGGCUUGGUUUCCACCAGUGCCGAUAUGGUUACCGAGACAUCUAUGAAGUUGCCGAAGUCGUCUCGAAUUACUCCCAGGCUGGGAUCCCCCUCGAAGUGAUGUGGACUGAUAUUGAUUACAUGGAACUACGCAAGUCCUUCACUCUAGAUCCUGAGCGAUUCUCCCUUCCGCUCAUGCGGGAACUAAUAAGCUAUCUGCAUGAUCAUCAACAAUCCUACAUCGUCAUGGUGGAUCCUGCGAUUGCAUAUGAAGACUAUGAGGCCUUCAACAAGGGUGUUGAGCUAGACGUGUUCAUGAAGAUUGAAGAUGCCAGCAUAUUCCAAGGAGUUGUAUGGCCAGGAGUCACCGCGUUUCCAGACUGGUUUGCACCCAAUGCAGGGAAAUACUGGAACGACGAAUUCGCUUCCUUCUUCAAUGCAGAAACUGGUGUGGACAUUGAUGCCUUAUGGAUCGAUAUGAACGAGCCCGCCAACUUUUGCAACUACCCCUGCGAAGACCCUGAAGCGUUCGCGGAAGAGAACGAUAACCCUCCUGACCCGCCACCGAUCCGUGGAGAUGAUCGUCCGACAAUUCCUGGAUUUCCAGGAAACUUCCAACCUGGAUCCUCCAAUAGUCGCAUUCGCGGGAGGCGACAGUCAGGGAAUAAGAUGGGCCUGCCAGGGCGGAACCUUAUCGAUCCGCCCUACAUGAUUGAUAAUGAAGCCGGCUCACUCAGUAAUAAGACGGUGAAUUCCAACCUCAUCCAUGCAAACGGACUGACUGAGUAUGACACUCACAAUUUAUACGGUACGAUGAUGUCUGAGGCAUCCCGAGAAGCGAUGAUUUCUCGCCGUCCUGGCCGCCGCCCGCUCAUCAUCACAAGAAGCACAUUUGCGGGCGCCGGUCGUCAAGUUGGGCACUGGUGCGGUGACAAUCUUAGCACCUGGGAUCAGUACAGGUUCUCCAUCCAACAGCUUCUCGACUUCGCCGCGCUCUUCCAAGUUCCCAUGGUCGGUUCCGACGUGUGUGGCUUUGGCGACAAUACCACCGAGACGCUCUGUGCUCGCUGGGCGACCUUGGGGGCGUUCUAUACAUUCUAUCGCAACCACAACAACCUGGGCGGUAUUGGGCAGGAAUUUUACCGCUGGCCACUGGUCACCGAGGCAGCGAAGACGGCGAUCGAUGCACGGUACCGGCUCCUCGAUUAUAUCUACACGGCGAUGUACCAGCAGACUCGCACCGGUGCCCCGGCGAUCAACCCCCUGUUUUACUUGUAUCCGAACGAUGCGAACACGUUUCCAAUCGCGCUACAAUUCUUCUUCGGGCCGUCGAUCCUCGUCAGCCCCGUCCACGAGGAGAAUGCAACCUCCGUGGACAUCUAUCUACCUGACGACAUCUUCUACGACUUCUGGACCUUGAAGCCGGUGCGCGGAUCGGGCGACUGGAUACAUCUGGACGACGUGCCGUUCACCACCAUCCCACUCCACUACAAGGGUGGCUCCAUCGUCCCGCUGCGAGCGAACAGCGCCAACACGACUACGGAGCUGCGGAAGGAGAACUUCCAUCUAGUCAUCGCGCCGGGGCUAGAUGGCAAAGCAAGCGGAUCGCUCUAUCUCGAUGAUGGCGAUAGCUUAGAGCAAUCGGGCAUCUCGGAUAUAGGGUUUGAGUAUAACGGGAAGAAGCUGAGGGUUAAGGGACGGUUUGAUUAUCCGACGGACUUGGUGAUUGAGGCGGUUACGGUGCUGGGGAAGGAGAUUCCAUUGGGGGGCGCUGGAAAGUUGAAGAGGGCGUUCAAUGCGGAAGCGCGGAUCGAGACACUUUCCACGAGGAUAUCCCUUAAUGAGGAGACGGAGAUUGAUGUAUCCUAG